Messenger RNA from Penicillium chermesinum, 1392 nucleotides. RefSeq names its product leucine-rich repeat domain-containing protein. Bases 1 to 1392 code for a protein of 463 amino acids. The record is from RefSeq and is a predicted model, not a curated record. Gene Ontology annotation, molecular function: protein binding. The transcript has 3 exons. Lineage: Eukaryota; Fungi; Ascomycota; Eurotiomycetes; Eurotiales; Aspergillaceae.
AUGGACAACGAGGUUCCCCUACCUCCACCACGACGCAUUCGGCACCGUUCGCCAUCGCGCGCGCGUCUGCCAUCCGCAGGCUCGGGUGCGUCCUUUCGGCCUCGUCUUCCACGUUUCGACGAUCAGUCGAGUCAGCCCUCCAGUGACCCCGCAUUGUUCUCAAGCGAUGAUAUCCCUGCCUCCGGUUUAGAAAAUUACAAUGCCCCUGUCUCCAAUGGGACGGGGCGCAAACGUCGAUAUCGUGGGACCUGGUGGGGGGAGCAGGUGAUUGACCCGAAGAGAAAACGGGCCAACUUUAAAGAGAAGCGUCAUCUUGAUAGUGGUGUGUGGAUGGGCAGCGAUGAGUCGGGCGCCGACUCCUUACUUUCCUCCGAUGGGCCGGCAUGGGGGGAGGAUCUGCUGAAGACUACCUUCACAUCGAAACCCCCGCAAGGGCCCUCCUUACUAUCAAGUAAAGUAUCUGCAUCAACGCAAUCGCUCCUCCCUGUGCCGAUCCUGAAGGCACCAGACGAGCCGGAGGAGCACCGUAUUGCCCGUUCUACAGUGCAUAAUUGUCUCGAGAAGGGCGAGGAAACCAUUGAUCUUGGGGAAGCGCCCAUCUCUGAGGAUGCGUACACUUCCCUGCAGCCGUUUCUUAGUAUAUACCUGCCGGGAAAUUCCUUGAUGUUUCUUCCCACUGAGAUUUUCGAGUUGAAAGAUUUGAAAGUGCUUAGCGUACGGAAUAACAAGCUUCGUGAAUUGCCCAGUGCAAUCCGCAAAUUGACGUCUCUGGAAGUUCUGAACAUCGCAGUCAACCAGCUCUCCGAGCUCCCAUGGGAUCUCAUGCGACUUAUGCAAGCGGGGGAGUUGAAGCAUUUCACGGCCCAUCCAAACCCAUUUCCGUCCAUCGAGCACGCGGAAAUUAGAGACGGUGUCGCCAUCGACUCGAUCCCUUUUGACCAUUACAAGAUAGCGCCACUCGACGCAUGGAGUCCUGUGCACGUCGCAACGGGGCCCGUGACCCAGCUAGAUCUAGAGGGCCGGCGUAUUGAGAGCUCAUCGGCGUCAGUCUCGGGACAUUCAAAAUCGGCAGCCCCAUCACUCCGUGAAUUGGCCCUGCGGGCUGUAUCGAAGUUGCCAGAGCUGGAUCUUCUUACUGAUGAAGAACUAGAAGAAUAUCCUGCCUUGCUGAUCCCCUUAAUGCGCCAGGUGAAGAAAAUCCGCGCGUCAGGGAGCCAGCAGUGCUCGGUAUGUCGACGAGAGUUUAUUAUGCCUCGAACAGAGUGGAUUGAGUGGUGGGAUUGCGUACCGCACGAAAACGGGAUGAAACGACCUCGAACUUCGGGCGAAAAACUACGGCCUCUGCCUUUUAAACGUCUUGGAUGCAGUUGGGCCUGUAUUCCAGAAUGUUAA